This is a messenger RNA of Clupea harengus (Atlantic herring), 7402 nucleotides long. RefSeq names its product nuclear receptor subfamily 3, group C, member 1 (glucocorticoid receptor) (gene nr3c1). Gene Ontology annotation, cellular component: nucleus. NCBI's taxonomy places the organism in Eukaryota, Metazoa, Chordata, Actinopteri, Clupeiformes, Clupeidae. The record is from RefSeq and is a predicted model, not a curated record. Gene Ontology annotation, molecular function: sequence-specific DNA binding; nuclear glucocorticoid receptor activity; steroid binding. Gene Ontology annotation, biological process: nuclear receptor-mediated glucocorticoid signaling pathway; regulation of DNA-templated transcription.
ACCACAUGGUGUAAACAGGGGACAUCCACGGGAUUCUACUGUAAUCUCCAUUUUGUGUGUUUUUUAUGUCAGGUUAGCGCCUAUUUUCGGUUGGCUUGGGACGAUCAUCUUUACUGCAAUGCGAAUGCGUGUUGGCUGGGAAAGUUUUGCAUUUUUACCCCAGUUGGAGAGAAUGCGAAGUAGACCUAACGGAGACAUUACUUCCAGCUUAGGUUUCUGAAGCAAGCCAAGACUUGCCAACUAGGAGGAAAGUGUUUUGCGUUGAUAACGCAAGCUGGGCAGCAAACUAGCACAAAUCUUAAUAGAAAACAAUGUCAGAUGAAGCAUCAGAUCAAAACAUAACCUUGACGACCACAUGCACCAAGAGAUGGAUCAAGGAGGAGUGAAAAACAGCACCAAGAGAGAUGAACACUUGAUCAAGUUGGACUUUAACGAGAGCCCUGCCGACGGAGCCCUGCGGAACGGUGGGCUAGGCGCCAUGUCACUGGCCCCCACCUCUCUUGUGCCCCCGUCCAGCCCACUCAUGCAGCCUGUGUCCGGAGACGUGCCCAACGGCCUCUGCAACUCCCCACUGCCCGAGGAGUACACCACAGCUGUGACCACUUCCCUGGGCUUCUACGGGGAAGAGGCCGACCACAAAGUGGCAGGCAAGGAUCAGCGGGCCCAGCAGGGCCUCCAGCACCAGCCCCUGGGCCUGUACACUACAGGCGAGACCUUCUCACACCUGGAGGCCAGCAUUGCGGACCUGAACCGCUCCUCGGCAUCCAUGGACUCUCUGAUUGGCGGCGCAGACCCCAGCCUCUUUCACCUGAAGACGGAGGACUUCUCCCCCAUGGACAAAGGGGACAUGGACAUGGACCAGGACUCGUUUGGUCCUAUGGGCAAAGACAUAGACAUAGGCAACCACAAGCUGUUCAACGACAACACGCUGGACCUGCUGCAGGACUUCGAGCUAACAGGCUCGCCCUCGGACUUCUACGUGGCCGAUGACGCUUUCCUGUCUUCCCUGGCCGAGGACUCGCUGCUGUCGGACGUGAGCACCGACAGGGAGACCAAACUGGCGAGCAGCCUGGGGCCCGGCUCGGGAAGUGGAGGCGGCGGCGGAAACACGCCCGCCUCCAGCACAAGCGGCAGCUUGGUUGUAAACGGGGCGCGUCCGGAGCCGCUGUUCACCAGCCCACCCAGCAGCUCUCCGGCCGGAGCCUCUUGCAGCAGCAGCAGCAGCGGCAUCGGGAGUGCCUCGUCCACCCCGGCCAUCAGCCCCGCGCUGGUGAAGGUGGAGAAGGACUCGGUGCUGACGCUGUCCACACCGGGCGUCAUCAAGCAGGAGAAGGCCAGCGGUGUGGCCGGGCGAAGCUACUGUCAGAUGGGUGGGACUGUGGGUCUAGCCACCUCUGCCUCCAUCUCCAUAUGUGGCGUGAGCACCUCCAGCGGCCAGAGCUUCCACUUCGGGGGAACCGCCGCCACAGCCACGGCCACGCCCUCCAGCCCCCAGCAGAAGGAGCAGAAGGUGUUCAGCCUGUACCCUGCCCUGGGGCCUGCGGGAGGAGAGGGCUGGAACAGGGCGAGGCCGGGGUUCGGAGAAGCGGGGCAGCAGCAGAGGGCCGGCGACGGUCUCGGCGGAUCACAGGGGUUCCCCUCCAACAAUUACGCCAGGUCAGACUCCACCGGCAGUGUGUCGGGGCAGAAGCCGGGCGGCGCGGCCCAUAAGAUCUGCCUGGUGUGCUCGGACGAGGCCUCGGGAUGCCAUUACGGGGUGCUCACCUGCGGCAGCUGCAAGGUCUUCUUUAAACGGGCUGUGGAAGGUGAGCGCUCAGCAGCGUCCGCUACCAAAGGGCAGCACAACUACCUGUGCGCCGGACGGAACGACUGCAUCAUAGACAAGAUCCGCCGCAAGAACUGCCCAGCUUGCCGCUUUCGCAAGUGUCUGCAGGCAGGCAUGAACCUGGAAGCUCGUAAAACGAAGAAGCUAAAUCGUUUAAAGGGCGUCCAGCAGCAGCAGCCGGCGGCGGCGGUGGCGGUGAGCGAGCUGUCUCCCCCGGUGAUGCCCGAGGCGCGGCCGCUGGUGCCCAAAGCCAUGCCCCAGCUGGUGCCGUCCAUGCUGUCGCUGCUCAAGGCCAUCGAGCCGGAGACCAUCUACGCCGGCUACGACAGCACGCUGCCCGACACCUCCACGCGCCUCAUGACCACGCUGAACCGGCUCGGGGGCCGCCAGGUCGUCUCCGCUGUCAAGUGGGCUAAAUCCCUGCCAGGGUUCCGGAACCUUCACCUGGAUGACCAGAUGACCCUGCUCCAGUGCUCGUGGCUCUUCCUCAUGUCAUUCGGGCUGGGGUGGCGCUCCUACCAGCAAUGCGAUGGCAACAUGCUGUGCUUUGCCCCUGACCUGGUCAUCAAUGAGGAACGCAUGAAGCUGCCCUACAUGGCCGACCAGUGUGAGCAGAUGCUGAAGAUUUCCAACGAGUUUGUGCGUCUGCAGGUGUCCAACGAUGAGUACCUGUGCAUGAAGGUCCUCUUGCUGCUCAGCACUGUGCCGAAGGAUGGCCUGAAAAGCCAGUCGGUGUUCGACGAGAUCCGGAUGUCCUACAUCAAGGAGCUCGGGAAAGCCAUAGUGAAGCGGGAGGAGAAUUCCAGCCAGAACUGGCAGAGGUUCUACCAGCUCACCAAGCUACUGGACUCCAUGCACGACAUGGUGGGCGGCCUGCUGAACUUCUGCUUCUACACCUUUGUCAACAAGUCUCUGAGCGUGGAAUUCCCCGAGAUGUUGGCAGAGAUCAUCAGCAACCAGUUACCAAAAUUCAAAGCCGGAAGCGUCAAGCCGCUGCUCUUUCACCAGAAGUGACUGCCCAACCCCGCACACACACAGACACACACACGCACACACACACACACACCGCUGCGGCAGGAACGCAAUGCCUUAAAGAGACACUCACCACCCCCUCUCGUCACCCCAACAUACCCACAGCGCAACGCAGGAGUGGUGCCCCCCCCACCCCAGUAAAAGGGAGAUGACUUGGGCACAGUUAGAGAGGAGGGAGGGGGGGGGGGGGGGCACACAGAGUGUAUGCAAGUACCGAACAUGAGAACCCCAUCUGGUGAAAGACAAGACAUAACAUGUGGAGAACAUAACAGUCCUACUUGGAUUGACGUAAAGACGUUUUAGUAACCAAUCAUGUUUUUUUGUUUGUUUGUUUCUUUCUUUUUAUAGAAAUGGCAAACCUCUGGGGCUGCAAUGGCAUACUUUGUGACUCUUGGAUCGAAACAAACUAACCGCAACUGCUGUCUCAGGUGUAUGACUUUCAACGUUGAGAUUACAUAGUAGAAAUGAAAAGGCUAAUCAGUACGUAGUGGUAACAUUUUUAAAUUGAUGUACUUUUACAGGUUGUCAUUGGCAUAAGACAACAUCCCCUUCACCUUAUCCCUGCCCUUCUAACCCACCUACUCCAAAUAGCACUUAUAUUCACCUACCUUUAUCCAGAAACUUCUCUAUAAUGAAACUUUGAUAUCAGAGUUCACAAAUCAGAACAAGGUCUUUUGGUUUGUAACAGUCAUGUCAGUUAUAAGUACAGCACAAGAAAUACAGCACUGUUUUUCAACAAACAGAUAAACGGAGCGACAGUCUUAUAUAGUCGAUAUAUAUAUAUACGGUGGAUCUAAUCUCAUUUUCGUUGAAUCAAGAACAGGCAAGCAAGUUCUGAACAUGUUCGAAAGAAAGGGAUAUUAUGUGCCUUUUUGUAGCUUUGGUCUCAUUUUUAGCUGUUUCCUCUACCUGGUUUUUUUUUGUCUUUUUAUUUGAAACGUUGCUCUCAAACGUGAUUGGUCGUGCAUUGACGAUGGUAGAAGGCGUAUCGUGUUUGAUUGUAGUAUUGUCAUUUUACUUGCACUGUCAGUUCCUUUCCUCCUCUCUCUCUCUCUCUCUCUCUCAAACUGGCCGUUUGAAUUUUGGCAGCUCAGUUGAUACCCAGGAAACAUCCAGAACACAAGUGAUCCUUACUGACACACAGUGACCAUGCAGAUGAAGAGGCUCAUACUCCUCUUGUGGUAGUUUCAUUGGACACCUUUCUCAAAGAUGCAAUUUGUUUAGCACUUUUAUCAUAGGCUUUAAUGAAUUGAUAAAGUGGCUGAAUUUUAAUGUGUAUAGUGCUAAUUAUAUAGCAAACAAGGAAGCCAUGUGUUUAAUCACCAGUGGCACCGUUGAAAUUGUACAUUGAUUAUGCAAUGCAAAAAAAAACACAAAAAAAAACUCAGUCGACAACUAAAUUUCUUCCCUUUAUUGUUGUGUUUGUUAGUUUCUUUUUCUGUCCAUGUUUUUUUUUCUCCCAUGGACCAUAGGAAACCCAAUUUGCCUUUGCCAACUUAGUCAAGGAAUCUGCAUUCCCGGUUUUAUCACCUCCAACCAUACGCAGUAAAAGCAGGGAGUCAUACCAAUGCCUCGGACGUAGACAGUAAACCUCAUCUCUGAUUUAUUUUUUUCCUGAAUAUAUAGAUAUAUACAUACGCAAAGAACUAUGAUGGUUAUAACUUUAUCUUUUCCUUCUGGAUCCGAACAGGGAAUGGUAAAAAAAAGACACACCAGUGCAAUCACCUUUAUAUGUUAUUCAAUGCAGCAAACCACCUCACUCUCUCUCUCUCUCUCUCUCGCUCUCUCUCGCUCUCUCGCUCUCUUUAUAUAUGAUAUAUAUAUAUAUAUCUUCUAGCACUCCUCUGCUCCUCAUCCCUCACUCAGGUCCACAUCCUUACCUGUUGGCGUGCACUCACACUCCCAGACAGCUGCAGACUUCCGAUUGGAUCCGGCCCCCUUCCGGGCCAGGUCCAUCCCAGGCACCUGUCGCUCUCGUGCGCAGCGCCUCCUCUGCAGCUCCAGUGUGUUGUCUCCGGCACGCCGGUGUGAGUGCACUCACUAGCUUUUCCAAACGGUGAUUUUCCUUGUUCUAGCAGUGAACAGAACAAACAAAAAAAGAAAACAAAACAAAAAAAAGACUUGCUUGUAUAAUAACCUUCCUCAUAGCCCUCUCAGUUAAACUGUGGCUCACCUGAGGGGUCGGGGGCUCUUCGCCUCUCCUCUCAUUCGGUUCUCGGGGAAUUUCUACCAUAACAGACAAAAGAACAUGCCUGUAUUUCAUGUCAUUCUCCUCUCUCUCUCUAUGUGCCAAACUUAUUUCAUUCAUUUCUGUGUGGAGUAUUUUUUUUUCUUCAGUCAGUUGAAAUGAUUACAACCUGGAACUGUACUUGUCUUAACAUUUGUUGAAAGUGUACACACAAAGACAAAAGGAAAGGGAAAAGAAAUGUUAAGUUGACAAAACUUUUUUUAUAAUUAUUUUCCUCCGAUGCACACUGUCUCGGUAUACUAAUACACAACUAGUACAAGAUUCAAGUCCAUACCUCCAUCCACAAUUCCAAAUUGCAGUGAUCGUUCAUUGUUUCCCCACCAGCUCCAACACGCAUGUUUGUAGUUCAGAGAAGCAGUUUUAUUGUCAAACCCACACCAGCGCACAAUGCAACCACACCUCUGAACAGGGCGUCUAUCGUAGUAGUAGUAGUAGUGGUAGUAGUAGUAGUAGUAGUAGUAGUAGUUGAUGUCUGUUGCAUCACUCUGUCUCCUCUCUGGUUUCUCUCUUGAGGGUUUUUUUGUUUUGUUUUGUUUUUUUGUUUAAUUUGUUUAAAAGAUCUUAUAGUUUUCACAAAUUCUGUGGGGAAAAAAAACUAAAUAGGAACAAAACUUGUGUGAUUUUUAUUUUCCUUUUGUUUUUCUAAGACAUGUUUGUAUUGAAGUUGAGGUGCAUGUGUCUUGCUCAUUUUUAAUGUGUGGGGAAAGUACAGUAUAUUGCUUCAGGGCAUAUCUAAGUAUGAAAUGACAUUUUAAAGUAACCAUUUUGUACAGAUGUUUUCAAACUUGUGGCAGAAUUCACCUGUUUGUAUAAUUUCAUGCGUUUUGGUUAUUUGUGUAGAUCUCAGUCCAUUUUCCUCUUUCAACUGACACUAUGCCAUUCAUGUCACAUAAAGCUAUCCAUUAAUAGUCAGUAAAAUGUUAAAGAUGCCAACAUUUCAUGCUUGUGUGUUUUGUUGAAUUAAUCAAAGAACCAUCUUUACAAGCCAUUUCUAAUUCAGUUGCUUUGGUAACACUUGGGUUGCAGGUAUAUCGGUUGGUUAGGUGGUUAUCUGGAAGCACGGGUUUGUCAAGUGGUUGACAAACAGGGUCUUCACUGUAAAUGGCAGCCUUUUAGUCCCCUCUUAGUUUGUGUUGAUAUGUCCAGACAUGAUGGCCGAUGACCCGAGUGUGUUCCAAACUACUUCUAAUCAUGUUUUGUUUUCUCUUCUCGUCAAGUUACUUUCACAUACAGUGCAGUGGUGAGUGUCGGCCUAAUCUGUUAUGCAUUCAUGUUUCUCUGUAUUUCACCGUAAAUGAGUGAAUGUUAUUCCAAUUCAGGGAGGUCGCAUUUUGAAAGACUCAUAACUGUUCCCUAAAAAAAAAAAAAUUGUAUUUAGUAUCGGUAUAUUUUUAUAAUUUAUCAUAGCCUUUUUUUUAAAAGCAUUCUUUUGUUAUUUCAUGUAGUUAUGUACAAUCUUUAGCGUGCGCCUCUCAAACUGUAACGGUGAUGAUGAAUGUAAUCCCUACCUUGCAUCACCUGUUUCAUAUAAUAUCUUACACUUGUGAUGCAUGUUAGACCAUGUUGAAUAAGUGUAAUGACAUGAACCAGGGAUGCAGGAGAAACCGGUUUUUGCCAUGCUUGAUGUAUAUAUUGCACUAGCUCACCGUAUAGGGGCUGGAGGAGGAAGGGAUACUUAAACCCCCUUUUGUGAAUUCCUGGCUACGAUCAUGUGUGUCGUACUGUGCAUAGGAAGCAAACACGCACAUUAGAAGGGAAACUGUAUAUGAAAGUAACUUGCCAAAUUGAAACCUCUGGAAUUUUGCACUACCCUGUCACUGUUUAAAAUCUAUUUUCUAAAAAACAAAACAAAAAAAAAAACGAAUUAAUAAAGGACAGAAAAAAAAUCAGAUAUUAACUUAAGAGAUAUAUUAUGGGCAAAUGUGUUUCACUCGUAUAUGGCUUUCCUUUAUGUUUUUGUUUGUAUUUGCGUAUAUCUCAGCUAUGUACAUAUUACCCUGUGUUAAGAAUAUGCAUCAGAUUUGUCCAAAAUGAAUAGUUUUUUAUGUCAUCUGUACUAUUCCACCUCUGUAGCCCAUGUUGAUGAUCUCACCCACUCACUUCCCUGUUGAACUGUCUGUCUUGGUUGUGAGGUACUUUUGAUAAACAUUACUUUUAUGCUGAUUCAUAUGAUGUUAACACCGUUGUACACACACACACACACACACACACACAAAAAAACCCUAAUAAGCUACUUAACAACCAUGCGAUUAUGAUAAGCAAUCAUUCAUAAAAAUAAAUGUGCUUUUCGAAUCUAA